GGUCACGACGCCGACAGCAACGACCGCGGCCACCACCACGAUAUCUCCACCGAAUUCGAUUAAAACUAUACCACUGGCAGUAAUAGUAAAAACGUCAAUUACAAAAAGAAAAAAGUGGUGUUAUUACUUCAACGUGCAUCUUUUACAAAAAGUUCCAUUACAUUGGCAGUGUUCAAUGUAUCAGUUGAAAAAUUAGAUGCAUAAACAAAAUAUCGCAGACACAAUGGAUGCAACGAGCAAUGGAACAUCAGGGAGUACAAUGGCUUGUCCAGUGUGUACCCUCUAUUUACGUGAGGGUAUCAGCUUACAGAGACAUUUGGACACUCAUCCUAAAGAACAAGUCAUUGAAGCUCUUAUCAAAGCUAGUACUAAUUCGUUACAUUUGCAACAAACUCAGUUGUCACCAUCAGCGCCUCCAGCAUCUCCAGCUAUACAAUCACCACAAAGUACAUCUCAAGUUACACAGAAUACUCAUGUAUCGGCUCAAUCUCCAUAUCCUAUAGGACCUAUUUUCGAAUGUCCACCCAUUGGCACUGUAAUGCCACCCCAGUUUGCUUCGUUCAGUUAUCAACAGUUUGUAAAUAAUGGCACUAUGAUGAUACCACAAUACGCAAUGGGUCCACAAGCUAAUCAGAUGAUGCAGAUGCUUUAUAAUCCAUAUGGCAUGUACCAGCAACAACAGAUACCGACUGUUCAGAUGAUCUCACCAGUCACAACUAUAUCGAACACAGCAAGAAUUAGGCCAGUGGUGACCAUGGCUGGUGAAACAAGCGGUAGAACUGCCAUUGCUGUGUCUGUAAAUAAUUCCGAGCCAAAACAAAUUUUACCUGAAAUUUUACCUGAGUCAGAGCAAGAGUCUAAACAAGUGUUACCAGAUAUCAAUCUUCCAGUUUCUCCUCCAUCGUUGAAUGAGGAUAAUUCUAUACAACAAAAUGAAAAUGGAACUAGUACAAUUCAAAUAGAGCAUGUGGAAGAACCUCAUGGUUCAAGCACUGAUCAUCAGCAUAAUAUACAAAAUGAAUAUGAUAGCAUUCCAAAAACAUUAGAAAUCACUUGUAAUGUUGUUGAUACUAGUGAUGAUAAAGUUGAGAGUGUAUUACCAGAUAUCGAUGAUGGAGAAUCACAAGUUAUCACUGCAGAUGUUCAGUGUAAACCCAUUCAUUAUGAAUCUUCAGAGAUGCAAGAAUAUGUGCAGAGAUAUAAAGAUGAUAAUGAUAGUAGUAAAAUUAUCAUGCCUGAGAUAUCCAUGGUAAGUGAGAGUGAAACUGAAAAAACAACUAAUGAAAAAGUUCCUCACAGAAAAGAGAUAAAUGAAAAUCAAGGUACCUCAUCUGAAAUGCCUAUAAGAGAUACAAUAAAAGAAUCAGCUCAACCUCAAGUAGAACAAUUAGAACACCUUUUAAUCACUAUUGUGGAAUCUGAAUUUAAUAGUGAAUCACAAAAAGAAUCUGAUGACAAAAAGAAAGAUGAAGUUCUGGAACCAAAAUCUUCCCCUGAAAGAGCAGAAAGUGUAAUUCAAACUAGUAAUCCUGUUGAACAUGAUAGCAGUUAUAACCCUGACAUAGAAAUAAAGAUGAAUGAGAGUUCAGAAAAUUAUCUAGAUAGUGAAGAAAAUAAAAAUUCUUGUCUUUUGUAUCAUUAUAAAAACAGUUUAUCUGCACCUGCAUCACCAGCGGUACAAAAAAAGUAUAGGACAUAUUCAGUUCGUUCAGACUUUGGAUCAAAUGAAACUCUUAAUUCUUAUCCAAUUGGUUUUGAUGCAAAUACAUUGCAAGAUGAAGAUGAAGAGGAUGAAAAAAAUGAAGCAGAAGAUAAUUUUGAUGAGGCAGAUAUGGAGAUAGAAGAAAUACCUAGCCCACACACACCUUUUGUUAAAUAUGGAGAGGGUACAGAUCAUAUUAGAUCACAUACUCCAUUAUCUGUAAGUAGCGGUAUCUCUGUAUUGAGAGUUAGAAAAGAUCUCAGUAAACCAUGCUCACCUGCAUCAGUACAUUCAUUUUGUCAUAUGGAUGCUAAUGAUAUAAGUCACGAUGAAGAAAGUAAUGCAGCAAUGGAUGCAUCUCCAGAAAAAGAUCCUAUUGAUUGUUCUUCAAUUGAACAAGAUGUAAAAGCUGAUCAAUCAGAACUUUCUAUAUGUGAAAAUGAAAAGAAAGUAAUAGACACAGCAUAUCAGUCUGUAAUUACUGAACAUGUGAGUUCAUUUCCUACAAUUCAUUCUCAACAAUCAACAUCGAUAGAUGAGUCAUAUAAUGCAACAAACAAAAGUCAUAAUCUUGUAAAUUUGUCAGAAUCUAGUGAUAUUGCAAGUAGUUCUGAUUCAAAAAGCUUUCACUCUAAAUCAAUUAUACAAAAGCAAUCGGUGGAACUUCUUAGUUUAAACGAGGAUGCUCAUGCAGGUCCAAUGAAUAUGUUUGAAUUAGAUGGUCUUCAAAUAUUAGUUCCUAGUACAUUUAUAAGUGAUUCUUCACAAAAAGCUGUUAGUGCAACCAGUCAACAGUCUAUGGCGAGUAGUGAAGGAGGAAUAGGUGUAGAUGAAGAAGUGAAAAGUAUUAACAUGAGGGCUGAUGAAACUAUGCCACCUAGAGGUGAAUUAUCGGAACAAGAAAGCAAUGGAUGUACAGAGCAAUCAGCUUGGCAGUUGUAUGCUGGUCAAGAAUCAUCACGAAUGUCAACCUCUUAUGAUUUGAUGGCACGUGAAAGUUGGGAAGAAUCAGAAGGAUCAGACAAUGAAAUUAGUGGUCCGUUAUUAGAUAGCAGAUCUUUAGCCACACAUUUUACAUCAAGUUUAUUCUUAGAUCGAGAUAGAAAAACACCGACAAAAAGAACAUUUAAAUGUUAUCAUUGCCCAGAAACAUUUGAUUGUCCGAAAGAACGUCGAGUACACAGUACUACCGUGCAUCAAGAAGCCGGACCCAGUAGCAGCAGAGAAUCAACGGAUCAACCUGAAGUGAAGGAUAUUAAGUUGCUGGAUGGUCGCAUGAAUGCAUUUGACGAUUUUUUUGUACCGGGUUUACACGUUCAACAAACUUACCAUCAACAACCGCUUUUACAUCAACUCCAACCACCGCAAUCAUCGGAAUUAACAGCAAAAGUAGAACCUGAUCAAAAAAUCGAAACGUUGGUAAUACCAUCGAAUAUCGAGGUGAUUUGUACACUUUGUAAUCAAAGAUUUAGUAGUGAAAAAUCGUUACAAUUACAUCAUAAAAGAGUACAUGUUACAGAAACAGCGAAAAGAAUUCGAGAGAGUACUAAGUGCCAGAUAUGUAACGAAGAAUUUCCUUCGGUUUUACUGUUUAAUGCCCACCUAAAAAUACAUCCGUUAGAAUGUAGCCAGUGUGGGAAGUAUUUUUAUAGGAAACAAAAUUUUAAAUUACAUAUGAAACGACAUCUAGGAAUCAAACCAUUUCCGUGUACCGUUUGCGACAAAACAUUUUUGACAAAACAAAAAUUAGACGAGCAUACCAAUGGCCAUACCGGGAAUGCACCUGUCAAGUGUAAUCUUUGCAAUGAAACGUUUCGCAGAUAUUCAAAUUUAACACAGCACAAAAACAGACAUCACUUGAACAUAAAAAAGAAAUUGAAGGAUUACAUAUGUCACUGUGGUGAGAUUUUUCAUACAAAGAAGAAAUUAGCCUGGCAUAAGGAAACACACGAUGAAAAACCAAAAGCAUGUACAUACUGUAACGAAAGAUUCAUUCACAUGGCUAGCCUGACUCGACACAUGCGUCGAGCUCAUAACAGAAGAUUUGUUCCCGAUGCUCAAAGGGAAAACGAAAACGUUGAAUGUCCCAUAUGUAAGUGUAUUUAUUUGCGAUCUUCCUUAGCAGUACAUAUGCGAGUUCACAAUGGCGAAAGACCAUACGAAUGUCAAGUUUGCUCGAAGGCAUUUAGUACUAAGUGGAAUUUACAAUUGCACAAAUGGACUCACGCUGCUCGUAGCACCAAACCCUUUAAAUGUAAUCAGUGUAGUGCCGCGUUUUACCGGCACAGCGAUUACACUGCUCACAUGAAUUCCCAUAGAAAUGUGCGUCCUUUUACCUGCAAUUACUGCGGUGCGCAAUUCAUACGAAAGUAUAAUUGUUUAAGGCAUGUGAAGGAACACGAAGAAAGCAAAGCGUAUACAUGCGAUGUUUGCAACAAAACGUUUCAUAGAUCAUAUUAUCUGAAAGAACACUUGCGAGUACAUUCAGGUGCCAGACCAUAUACAUGUCAUAUUUGUGGAAAAUCUAGCGGUACGAAAUCCAAUCACAACAAACAUGUCAGAAUUCAUCAUGCACGCGAACCUGUAAAUACCGAAAAUUAAAGAACGAACGAGAUUUCCAAUCUAUUUAGUCAAUAUCAAUAUUGUUUUACGAAUGAUGAUUUUACGAUAUUUUACUGUAUUCUUUUAUCUUUUAUUUCUUUAUCAAUGAUAGAAACUAAUUGAGCACAAAACAAAACGUGACGAAACAAAUGUAAUAUAAAUGUGUUACAUAGUUUUGUUUAAAUCUCGUUCGUUUUUAUUAUCGUUUACUAAAUACUUUAACAUAGACAUUUUAAACUUGAAUCAUGUGCUAGUACUACUAGCGGUAUUAUGGAAUGAAAAGGUUUAAUUUGUCUUAUCCGCAAGAAAAGACGAUUUUACAUUGUGUACAGUGCAGUUUCACUAUAUGGCCCUGGACAGGAUUAUAAGAGUGGAUAAAAUUAUGGAAUGGGACAUAUAAAAUGGAACUUCUAUCGUGCAGUGCUUAAACAUUUAAAUUUCUGAACUUCCUGUUUUUUAAAUCUGAGAAAUUUCUAAAUUUCUUGAUUUGAGAUUUGAAAAUUUCCCAAUUUGAAAAUCUGAAAAUUUGGAAUUUCUUGUAGAUCUCCAUGUGCUGAUGAUUGAGAAGUACCAGUAAUGUAUGUGAAAAUCCAUACGAAGGGCAAUCUUUAAAUGGGCGCCAUAUAGCGAGACUACACUGUACUGUACAUUGUGCACUAUGUGUAGCACUUCGAAAAUUUUCGUCAUAUAGUCUGCUAAAUACAAUGACUCGAGACUGUAACUACUUAAGAUAAUAAGAAAUUUUUAAUGAAUAUUAACUGAUACAUGUUGUCUGGAAAUUUGAGUAAUUUCCAUAAAGGGAAGACUAUAAGAUGAAAUGCUUUUGCCAACUUACACUAAUUAACUAUUAGGUAAUAAUAACUAACUGAUCAAUAUUAUGGAAUCAUUAAGCACUUUUUAUGUGUUGAUCAUUGUACGAAAUUUUUUUACAAUAACUAUUUUACACGAAGCAUGCAUAUUGUGAUUUUAUGCAUUGGCAUUGAAUGUAAGAAAGGAUAAGAAGGCCCAUAUUUAUCUGCGUUAAGUUUAUAUGACGCAUAUGGCCCUAUUGACAAUUAGCGUUAUUAAUUAUCACAAGGUAGUUACGGAUCUUAGUUAUUAUUCUUUUAUAUUUAUAUAUUUUGCAAAAUAUCAUAAUUUUUAUCUCUAAUCGUAAUUCCAAGACUGAUCGAUGUUGGUUCCUCAUAUUGCUCUCCGAUAGAAAUUUAAUAUGUUAUGUAUCUGAAGUACGUAAUAAGUAGGAUUUUAGAAUCUAAACUUGAACAAAGUUUUAGAAGAUAUUUACGUUUAUAAAUAUGUUUGGUAUGACGCUGUGGCAAACAUCUUAACGUAUGUUGAUUGUUUUACAUCGAGAUAUUAGAGGAUUUAUUAACGCUUAACUUUUAAGAGAGCAAUAUGAAAUAGGGGAGCGAUGAACUACUACAUGUAUUCAAAUUUUAUUGUACUGUAUUAAAGGACCCGUUGUUGUUGUGAAACUAAGUUUCUGUAAACUGUUAUUAUAAAUUUAAACAAAACUGCAUGCAACAUUUUAAACGAUUAUGCUGUUUCCGUAUUAUAUAUUGAGUUUGUAUUUUGUUGAUGAUUAUUUUUUAGGAUUCGUAAUAUGUAACUGUUCAUAUUUUUGUUCGUAUACAGGAAGAAACUGUGCUUCGCUGUGGUUAAAUAUAAAACGGUUUUUAAUAUCGUGAACGAUCAAGCAAUUUAAAUUUAUUUACAUAUAUACAUGACCAACAUCGACGUCCAAACGUGCAAUCGUUUAGUUAAACACGUGCAUUCUAAGCGAAUGCAAUUGUAGAUAAUGUAAAUAUGUAUAUCAGUUUUAUUUUAUAACUGGGCCAACGAAUUGUGUUGGCAACUAAUAAUUGUCUAAAAGCAACUCGUACUCUUAUGAGAAUAAAAAAAUAGAAUAAUUAUUAUCAUAAAAAGAAACUAUAAAUCAGCAACAUGUGUAUACCUUAAUAAAAAUUAUGUAUUGAGGUACUUUUUUAAAUAA
Molecule: messenger RNA, 6296 nt
Organism: Megachile rotundata (alfalfa leafcutting bee)
Lineage: Eukaryota; Metazoa; Arthropoda; Insecta; Hymenoptera; Megachilidae
Biological process (GO): regulation of DNA-templated transcription
Molecular function (GO): RNA polymerase II cis-regulatory region sequence-specific DNA binding; DNA-binding transcription factor activity, RNA polymerase II-specific
Source: RefSeq, a predicted model, not a curated record